AUGUUAUCAUACCAAUUGGUCUAUGUCAAGGCAUGUCACUUGACGAUUAAAUUAGAGCACAAGGCAUUGAGGGCAUACAAGAGGCUAAAUUUGAAUUGGAAUGAAGCAGCAGAAUUGCGACUGCGGCAGCUAAAUGAGAUGGACGAGUUUUGUCUUGGGGUUUAUGAAAGAGCAGACUUGUACAAAGGGAAGAUGAAGAAGUACCAUAACCGAAGGAUAGAAAAGUGCGACUUUCAAAAAGGUGAUUGGGUACUCUUCCUCAAUUCUAGACUGAAGCUUUUUCUAGGUAAACUUAAAUCAAAGUGGUCUAGCCCAUUCAAAGUUAACCAAGUCUACUUAUCUGGAGUAGUGGAACUUGUAAAUGAGGGCAAAAGUGUCUUCAAGGUUAACGGGAAAUGA
Capsicum annuum is the source of this 399-nucleotide messenger RNA. RefSeq lists its product as uncharacterized. The record is from RefSeq and is a predicted model, not a curated record. Bases 1 to 399 code for a protein of 132 amino acids. NCBI's taxonomy places the organism in Eukaryota, Viridiplantae, Streptophyta, Magnoliopsida, Solanales, Solanaceae. The transcript has a single exon.